ACGGUCUGAGGCAAAUACAACGUUGACGACCCCAUAUGUUUUCUGUAUAUGUCAGACAGUCACUCGCAGGCCAUAAGAGGCGAGCAAAGGGUUGAUGUUGUUUUCUCCGGCCUGGUGCUCGUAUUUCUUAUCUUCGUUUGCAACUAACGACACAGUUUCCCGAUGAGGAAUUCUUUCACAAAUUACGACAUCCCACAAUUUUCAUUUAACCUUACCCAAAAAACCUGUUGUUUGAAGAACGAGUACUCACUCAUUUUCCAUUUUCGACAUAUAAACGCACCACUCGCAGCUGUCUACCACUCUCAUCUCAAACCAGCAGAGCUCACGAUCAGGCGAAGUAGAAGUAGCUGCUCAUCCAUUUCCGUUUUUCGACGUUUAGACGACACAAACAGCAACUCCGACAAACAACGCAAGACAGCGAAGAACACGCUGCAGUCUGGAAUCGUCCUCUCGGACAUUCUCAUUCUUGAUCUUGACGCCCUGGUAAAAGAUAUUUGUUCUGGAAAUAACCAGUAAAAAAAAAGAACGAACCGCGUCAACUACACCGCCUUCGACAACAUGCCUCGUACCAAAACUUUCGUACGGGUCGCCGGGAGCACCUCUUGCCUGCUAUCACCGCCCGUGCUGGUCGCCGCCACGGCGACUGAGGAUCAGUAUCAAAUGCAAAUGUGUCUGGGACUGGAAACUUGUAAUGCUUAUGCUGGGCUGUGAAUCGGGAACACCAAUGCUCUGUAUCUCUAAUGCACAGCCAAGCAUGAGAAAUAUUUGGGAGGCUUUGUGUUGCGUUUUUCGCAUGACUUUGCAUGACAAGCGAAAGCGUCUUUUCUUAGACACGCAUCACAAACUCCGUACUCAUGCCAGACAAGCAUGGCAAACCUUGCACUCCUCCAGACCCAGACAUGUUUGCAAUGCAUAACCAGUACGCCUUCUUGAAAGACGAGGACGACCAGUUGGAUAAGGAGGUCGUGGCGGCGUACAAACGGGCGACGAUGCUAGAAAAAAGUGGAAGUAAGAACGAACCUGCUGAUGGGCCAGGUGGCGGCGAGAAACAAGUAGACGAACAGAAGUCGAAGACGAAACUGAAGGGCGGGGGUGGAAGCAAGAAGCGCCGGUCGUCGCGUCGCAAAAACAAGAAGAAGUCGUCGGAAAGCGAUGCGGAUUUUGGUUCGAGUUCUCGAAAAAACAAGAAGAAGUCAACGGAGGGUGAUGUUAAGGCGGAAUCGGGGGCGACAGGCAGUGGUGUGGAGGACGUGGAUGUUGCGUCAACUGCCUCUGCCGUUCUCCAGUUGCACAUUGCCGCGGGGAUUGACAAGAUACACAAACGCCUAGCGUUUUUGGAGACGCAACUUGCGAGAUCAGGAGCAAUUGCUGAAGGGGGCAUUGGAGAUGACAGCGGUGCUCCCGGUGCGGGUCCUGGUUCUACCGUGACCGUUCCAGAUGCUGGCGCUUCCACCACACAAGCAGGUAGUGAUCCUCCACCACGCGAGGAAGGACGAGAGAACGUGGCUGUGGCGUCUGCACCAGCUGGUGAUGCCGAAGAAACAGAGCAUGAUCGUCCCGAAGAAGCAAAGCUUAAGAAAGCAUCGUCCGGUCGCGGCGAGGAACCCUUACAACGAGAACGACCACCACUACCUCCACCGGACGCGCCCCCUCCACCACCACCAGCAAAGGCAGACCCAGCAGAGGGAGAGCCCCAGCGCCAGCCGCCGCGUAGGGCCGCGACCUUACCGGCGAUACUAGGCGCGGCUCCUGGUGCGUCCAAAAGCAGCUUACCGGAUCAUCUUCUAGCUCCCGAUACCGAAGACCUACCACAAGCCCCGGAGGUCGACCCCGCGCGAGAACCACUGCCACGGCCAGUACCAGAGGAGAAAGACACCGCGAAAGCCAUGCUCAUUAACGUAAAGGAUGUUGUAAAGUCGGUUUGCUCCCAAGAUCCAAAGAUUUCUGAUUUGCGGCACGAGCACAAUUCUUGCCUUGCUCUGCUUCGCUCCAUCGGGUCCACGGCUGAGAACUCCGCGACCGAAAGUUUCCCUCUGUUAUCGUGGGUUAAAACCAAUGCAAUUGCCGGGAACGCCCGGAACACGCCGGGAGACUUUCUGCAAUUUCUGGCGCCGAAGCUUUUCGCCUACGAGGUGGGCUACGGCACGACGAGCACCUCUGGAGCACCCGCAGCUGCACCAGAAUCCGCGUUUGCAACCCAUGAGCAGCUGAUCGCUUUUCUGACGAUGGAAACGGGGUUUGGACGAGGUGACCUUGAUCUUGAUGGUGCUGAUGCUGUGAGCAGGAGUAGUCCACGGAAGCGACAGGAUACUCUCGGCAAGGAGCUGGUAGCCCUUUCGCUAAUGCACCAGAACGCAGGGGCAGCGGGUACCGAGGCCGACGCAUCAGUGACACUGAAGGAGAAGCGGAAGCGCGCCCUUGCGGGAGUGUUGUCCGACUAUCUUGUACCAUUCACCCUUGACGGGGGCGCGAAGGUAAUGCUGCCGGGCACAGCGGACGACUCCACAGCCCGAGACAAAAUCAAAUCUCUACUGAGUUCGCCAUUGAAAUCGUCCGUGGAUGCAGAAUACGGGAAGGAGAUGUUGGAGAGCAUUGCUUGGAACAUGGCUCGUUACGAUCCGGAAAGAGACAGGCUGCAGGAGCUUCCGAGCAACAAUGUUUUAACCAACUUCAUGGAGAAGGUUCUCACGGAUGUCGCGACGGGCAAGGAUGGUCACAGAAAGGCGCACCAGAUAACAGCUUACCUAGAUGCGCUGACGAAUUGUAGGACAGGCGAGCUCCGAUUGGAGCCUCUUUGCGACGGUUUUGGAGGUAAUCACCGGAUUCCUCUGCCAAAGAUUCUUGAACCCAAACCCGGGAAUCCUACGACCGCUGCCGCGUGGUUGCGCGAAGUGUUAGGCGGAUGCGAGAAUUGUAAAGACCCAACUCCGCCUCUUUUUACAAUGCCGCGUUUGGGGCGAAGCAGUGAGGGGCCACAAGAUAUAAAACAGCACAUCAAGAUGUUGGUUCAAAGAGCCUUUAGCGAUGGAAAAAAGCCCAAAACAAACCCGGAAUAUUUGGUGGAGGAGAUGGAAGCGGACAGCGAUGCUUUUUCUUCGCGUGGCCGAGAUCGCCCGGCUAGGUAUUUGGCCAGACUUCUUGAUGCGCUGCGAAGCGCAGACCUGGGCGUCCACGAUGUUGACCUUCUCCUCCAAAGGAAUCCGGACCAGUGCCUCGUGUUUCUCGAAAAGUUUUGGGAUGAGUUCAUGGUGCCUGUGAAGGCCAAAAAGGGGAGCGCGGACUACGGCAAGGUAGAGGUCAAGAACUCUGCACGAGGCGCGCUCAGCAAUUUUGAAAACGAGUUGAGUGAACACCGAUUGAAGGCGAAAGUAGGUACAGCUACAGGAAAAGAUGGUCACACGAUGGAUGGGGAAACGCGCCGUGAGAAGAUCGACGACCUGCAGCUCUUCGUGCAAAGACUUGCUCAGCCGGUAAAGGCGAUAAAGGACGACGACAAGGUGGCUCAGGAAGUGAAACUCUCUAUGGCGGAGUCCGAUUUGGCUUGGUCGGACCCUAGACAAGUACAGCGAGAAGUCUGGCUAAAAACGAAAUUCGAAUGCGGUAAACAUAAGCACAUGGAAGGGGUGGAUGGGGGCACAAAAAAAAAACGAGACACCGCAGGUUGGGUCGAGAAAGAGAUUAAGUCUGAUGACCCGACGUACACACUGUUGGUAAAGAACUUCGGACUACCCGCCGAACAGAGAUUUAGUACUCCUGAUCUUCUUGACGACAAGACCGAGAGCAAGUGAUACUACCGGGGGCCGCAAAGAAAGCGGCUUCGCUUUUUGUUUUUUUUUAGGUACUCACGACCGCCCCCGGGCUCAACUGGCACCAAGCAUUUUUUUCCCAGGUUUUUGAUAGCUAGCGCCGCCGCUUCAGGGUGCCCGGAAGUGUUCGUUAGACGUUCACGUUCAGGUUAUUUUAGGGCUUUAUACUUAUCAAGAAAUCCACUUUUACGUACUCACGACCGUUCACGUUCAAUGUUAUGUUUAUGUUCUUCUAUUCGUCGUAUCGCUUCCGCAUCUUUCUCACGGUAAGUCCUUAUAGGAAUGCAUUUUCUCUAAACACAAACACUUCUGCACUUCUUCAGUACGUACUCUCCAUUAUCGUUAAUGGGAGGCAUAGCGCGCUUCACCUUCAUGGUCAUCUAGAUCUUUACGGAUUUUUUAUGUAAGAGUAAGUUUUGACUGUCAACAAUUUUUACUUGUUUGCCCUAAGUAGAGGCGAACAGCAAACGAUUGGCGCUCAUUGAUGGGAUGGAAUGAAACACAACAUUAACAUCUUGUUUGCGCAUGUUCAACACUCUUGUUUUACCAUGUAGUAGAUAGCUUGUAACCUUGGUUCUCGUUGGUGCAGAUCGCCUCGGAAGAAUGAGAAUGUCGGCAUGUCGGCAUUCACUAAUGUGACGCAACUAGGGGUUCUUUUUGUGUGCUGA
Messenger RNA from Amoebophrya sp. A120, 4474 nucleotides. The record is from the annotation of a GenBank genome assembly. NCBI's taxonomy places the organism in Eukaryota, Dinophyceae, Syndiniales, Amoebophryaceae.